AUGUUUAUUUUGAAUAUUAGAAUCGGUAAUUUGCAUUGUGAACAAUGCGAGCUGUGGACUAAAAAGGUAUUGGCCCGAUACUUUGACUUCCCCGAUGACAUCUAUACUGGUUCAGUUAAUGAGUAUAAAUAUCGGGGUACUAACGGAGGUUAUUGGAAUUUAUUUCCAUUUUUUGCCGGUAGAUGGGGGUUGGUGAAGUUGAAGGUUAUUCGUUGGGAUCUAGAUAGGUCGAAAGGUCUUAUAUCGAUCAUGUUAUCUGCCGCUAGUACCAAUAAUAACUCUGACACUGAAAAGUCUUCUCCCUGUUCAGUUGAUUUGCUAAGUACAAAUUCAGAAGAAAAGCUGACGAGAAGCUUGCAGAAAACUAUUUGGCAGGAUUUAACGGAUAUUGGUUUUGAAGUGAAUGAUAUUUAUAUGAAUUCUGAUUUGGAACUCAACGUUCAAGAGAAACGUCAGUGGAAUCUUCCACCUUGGUUAAACAAGUUUAAACCCAGCAAAAGAAGACAUAGAAAGCACGUAGCGAAUUGUAAGAGUUGCCAGAAUGAAAAAGAAAAGGGUAGUGGUGAACUAUCUGCGGAUGUUUUAAAGGGUGCUCAUCCUGUAAGGUAUCAAGUAACUAUCCAGUUUUCAGGUUUGGCAAAUAAUGAAGAUUGCACAAGAGUCACCACUGCAAUUGAAAACAUAGUUCCUCGUGUUGAAGAUGUGAGUAGCCCUUGUUCUAUUGAUUUGGAUUCUAAUACUGGUACUGUCAUCAUACCAAAUAAGCAGUUGGUUCAAAGACUCAUUGAUGUUACUAGGGACAGCGGCUUUGGCGCACAGCUAGUUGAGGUUUUACCGAUUACAACUGAGACCAAAUAUAAGAUUAAAGUUGGUCUUGGCGGUAUUACAUGUGCUUCAUGUGUGUCAGCAAUUCAGAAUGUUGUCGGAGACAUAAAAUUUAUAGUUGAUGUUGCAGUUAACGUAGUUUCCAAAACGGGGAUAUUCAUUUCUGAUCGUGCUGAUAGGGAUGCGAUUGCGACCUUAAAACUAAGUAUAGAAGAUUGUGGCUACGAAUUUGAACUCAUGGGGGCUCCAGAAGUUAUCGAUCAUACAUCUUCUCAUAAUCAUUCAAGAACGGUUAUGCUUAAAGUUGAUGGCAUGUAUUGUCCACGAUGCCCUGAAAAGGUCUUGCUGGCUUUACGUACGUAUGGAGGCCCUGAGUUAGUUGUUAAGAAUUCUAUUACCUUAAAUGAUCCAUGUAUUAAAUUUACCUAUAUUCCAAACGUUGAACAAGGAAUUACAAUUAGAGGCAUAAUCGAUGAAGUGGCUAAGUUAAUUUCUGCAGAAAAUACUACAAAAGUAUCAGUAAGUAUUGUUGCAGAGGAAUCUUUAAAUGAGCAUCUCGAAAAUAUGUCUAAAAGAGAGACGUCAAAGAUAAUUAAAAGGAUAAUUUUCACUGGCGUCAUCGCAAUUCCAACCUUUGUGCUUGGUAUUGUUGGUAUGUCCUUGGUACCAAAAGACAGUGGAUUCCGAAUGUGGUUAGAUGAGCCAAUUUGGGUGGGAAAUGUGUCGCGGGCUGUUUGGAUAUUAUUUAUCUUAAGUACUCCAGUAUAUUUCUUUGUUGCAGACACCUUCCAUAGAAAAGCUAUCAAGGAUGUCAGCUUACUAUGGCGUCAGCGGACUAACUGGAGUAGAAGGUUAUUCAGGUUUGGCAGCAUGAAUUUAUUGAUGUCCUUAGGUACCACUGUGGCAUAUUUUGCAAGUAUUGCAUUAUUGAUCAUAUCAGCUAUGGCCGAACGCAAAGAACAGCAUAUGGGGUAUACAGCUACUUAUUUUGAUUCAGUAGUAUUUUUGACUUUCUUUCUGUUUAUUGGAAAAUUAUUGGAAGCAUUUUCUAAAAGGAAAACUACCGAUGCCAUCAACGCUUUAGGGUCGUUGAAGCAGCAGACUGCAACUUUAUUGGACAAAGUUGGCGAGAAUAGUUUUGGUAAGGACAGAACUAUAGAUGUAAAAUAUUUGGAAAUUGGUGAUUACAUUAAAAUCGUUUCUGGCCAGUCACCUCCUGUGGAUUGCAUUAUUAUUCGAGGAGAAUCACAGUUUGAUGAGAGUUCAUUGACCGGCGAGUCAAUGCCAGUUCUUCAUAUUAUUGGAGAUCAAGUUCAUGCAGGAACUGUAAAUGUAGGAAUUAAUGCAAUCAUCGCUAAGGUUUCAGCUGUGGACGGUGAUUCGUUGUUGGAUCAUAUUAUAAGGACUGUUUGUGAUGGACAACUUAAACGCGCCCCGAUAGAAAGGAUUUCAGAAGUAUUAACUGGUUAUUUUGUACCCAUAAUUGUAAUACUUGCUAUUAUUACCUGGAUUGUUUGGCUAUCCUUGGGAUUGUCAGGGAAGUUACCGCAGCACUAUUUGGAUAAUGACAUCGGUGGUUGGCCUCUGUGGUCUUUGGAAUUUGCGAUAGCGGUAUUCGUUAUAGCAUGUCCCUGUGGUAUUGGUUUAGCUGCACCUACUGCUUUAUUUGUUGGUGCUGGUCUAGCAGCUAAAUACGGGAUUUUAUCUAGUGGUGGUAGCACUGCUUUCCAAGUUGCAUCAAAGGUUUCUGUAGUUUGUUUCGAUAAGACUGGGACUUUAACUGUUGGCCAUGAUCCAAAGGUUACCAACUAUUCGAUUCAUCUCAAUUUGCAAAUUAGAACGAUUGCUAUUCAGCUCGCUCGUGAUUUAGCAUCCAAUUCUAAACAUCCAAUUUCUUUGGCGGUAAAGAAUUUUAUUUCAUUAAAGUUUUCAAAUCACCUUAGUACUGUAAAAGUACCUGAAUGCGAGGAAAUUCCAGGACGUGGUCUAAGAGGUGCUAUUGUUGUAGAUGACUCUGGCAACGAUCCACUUUGGAACAAAUUAAAGCCUGAAAGUGUAAUUAUGGGUAAUGAAAAGUUUUUGUCUGAUAAUAACUGCCAUUUGAAUAGCACGCAAUUAAAGAUGCUGGCAAAGUGGAAAAGUGAAGGUAAAAGUAUUAUGAUCACAGCAAUAAAAUGUCCAAGAUACUUUCAUUCAGACAGUUACGUCCCCGUUUUGUUGAUGGCAGUUAGAGACGCUUUGAGGCCUGAAGCUCAGGCCGUUAUUAAACGUUUGCAAGAUGAAGGCAUCAUAUGUUGGAUGAUAUCUGGAGAUAACACUCAAACUGCUUCUGCCGUUGCCAAGGAGUUAAAUAUAGACAAUGUCGUAGCUGAAGUGUUACCUGACGAAAAAGCUGACAAAAUAAGGUGGAUUCAACAAUCAUGUAUGGUUCCAGGAGCACCCACUGUAGUAGCCAUGGUUGGAGAUGGUAUCAACGACGCACCGGCUCUCGCAACUGCGGAUGUCGGAAUAGCACUAGCCUCCAGCUCCGAUGUAGCUACGAUUUCAUCAGAUUUUGUGAUAAUUUCCCCAAUGAGACCUUUAGCAUCAUUACUGAUAUUACUACAAUUAUCCAAGAAAGUCAUCAGAAGAGUAAGAAUUAACUUCGCUUGGGCGCUUAUCUACAACAUCAUAUGCAUUCCGAUUGCAGCAGGGGUCAUAUAUCCCUAUAAAAGGUCCAAGUUAUCCCCAGUAUGGGCUAGCGCUGCCAUGGCUGCUUCAUCUAUAUCAGUGGUAUUAAGCAGUAUGGCAUUAAGGUUUUUUAAACCCACAAGCUUAAAGGCUGGCGGUAUUGCACAUACCGCCCCGCCUGCUGUUGACGCUAUGGAAGAGAGAUUUCCGCACGACUGA
Molecule: messenger RNA, 3714 nt
Organism: Eremothecium cymbalariae DBVPG#7215
Lineage: Eukaryota; Fungi; Ascomycota; Saccharomycetes; Saccharomycetales; Saccharomycetaceae
Product: heavy metal translocating P-type ATPase
Exons: 1
Coding region: 1-3714 (1237 amino acids)
Biological process (GO): monoatomic cation transport; copper ion homeostasis
Cellular component (GO): membrane
Molecular function (GO): copper ion binding; P-type divalent copper transporter activity; ATP hydrolysis activity
Source: RefSeq, a predicted model, not a curated record